AUGGCGCCUGCCGACGCGGAUACCCACCCUCUCGUUCGCAAUGCUCUCCGCAUCACCAUCAGCGCCAAGGAAUACAAACGUCUCCACGAAUACAUCAUCCAGCGCGCACCGCCCUCCAUCCAGAACAAGGCCCCCUCGCCAGCUCGAUACGAGGCCCUCGUCCGAUCAAAAAACAAGCACAAUGAAGCCGCACUGCGGGCCUCGCUGCGCGUCUUCCUGGUCUCCGGCGGCCUGUUGAAGCUCGUCGACCUGAUCGUCCGUCGGAUCCAGGCCGAUUUGUCCAGAAAGAAACCUCGUUCCUCCCUCCUCCGCUCCCCCAACUUCCGCCUCUCCCUCUCCCUCUCCCUCGUCGUUCUCCUCCACCGGUUCCUCCACCGGUUCUUCGUCCGGCUCCGCGCGAACCUGCGCACAGAUGACGCGGCUCCCUUCCGCGAGCGCAACCCGCGCGUCUCCAGGGCGCUGACGUCGCGGUAUGCGCCCGCCGUCGGGGCGAGCUUGGCCGGCUUUGCGCUGGGGAUCUGUCCGCAGACGCAGCUGAGGAUCACGGCGGCGAUCUAUGCGGGGACGCGGACGCUGGAGUUCGUGUUCAAUGCGCUGGAUGAGAAGGGGUGUUUUGAGGAUCGGCCCUGGUGGUUCGGGAGUUGGUUGUUGAUGCCGCUGUCGUGCGCGCAGCUGUUCCAUGCGUUUGUGUUUGAUCGCGACGCCGUGCCGAAGUGGUUUGGGAAUACUAUCUUCAGACUGUCACCGAGCUAUGUGCGCAAUCGACCGGAUACACUGCCGAUCGAGUUUCCAUGGCCUGGCAAGGAAGAUGUCAUUGACUCGCUGGCAAAUAUCGCCAACCUGCGGUGGCCAGCCUUCAUUUCUCCUAUCCUGCAUCCUACCGACCCAAACACUCUGCCCUCGGCAGUCAAGGCUUUAUCACCCAUCACUGGACCCGCGCACCCAUCCAUCUCAAGUCUAUCAUGUGCUUUGCUCCAUCCAAGCAGCCCCAGCUGUGGCACAGCAUUCCUGCAUCACAUCCUACUCUCCGUGCCCCCUCUUGCUCGGUUCCUGACAACCGUGAUGCUGGCCCUGUCGGUGGUCAAAUUCAAGGCAUUCCUGUCCCAGCCACUUUCGACCGUGAACAACCUGUCGAAGAAGAUCAUCAAGCUGACAGCCGUGCUGUCCGCCGCCGCCGGGUCCGCUUGGGGUACCAUUUGUCUCUGGAAUGCCGUUUUACCGCGCUCUGUCCUGCCAACCAAGCGCUUUUUCCUCAGCGGUGCUAUCGCAGGCAUGCCAUUUGCUUUCCUCGGCAACAGCCGUAACAUCUUCAUGUACUUCUUCCGCGCAGCAAUCCGUUCGGCAUGGGAUGUGGGCAUAAAGCGGGGACUGUGGAAAGGAUGGAAAGGCGGAGACUUGUGGAUCAUUGUCUUCGCCUGGGCAGUCAUGGGCUCCUUGCUGGAAAGCAGGCCGUCUUCUGUCCAGGGCAAAGGUGUCAGAAAAGCAUUGGCCUGGAUGCGGGGAGAUGGUUUCGUCGACCCGGUUGAGGUUGCGGCGAAAAAGAAGGCCAAAAAGGUAUCUGCGCGAAAGCAGGCUGUUGAAGAAUCCUGA
Messenger RNA from Aspergillus clavatus NRRL 1, 1590 nucleotides. RefSeq lists its product as uncharacterized. Lineage: Eukaryota; Fungi; Ascomycota; Eurotiomycetes; Eurotiales; Aspergillaceae. The transcript is spliced from 4 exons. The record is from RefSeq and is a predicted model, not a curated record. The coding region runs from base 1 to 1590 and encodes 529 amino acids.